Messenger RNA from Gadus chalcogrammus (walleye pollock), 429 nucleotides. RefSeq names its product homeobox protein DBX2-like. Gene Ontology annotation, molecular function: DNA-binding transcription factor activity, RNA polymerase II-specific; DNA binding. The record is from RefSeq and is a predicted model, not a curated record. NCBI's taxonomy places the organism in Eukaryota, Metazoa, Chordata, Actinopteri, Gadiformes, Gadidae. Gene Ontology annotation, biological process: regulation of transcription by RNA polymerase II. Bases 1 to 429 code for a protein of 142 amino acids. The transcript is spliced from 2 exons.
AUGCCCAUGUGGUCGUCAGAAUCCAGUCCCAAGUCGCGCCGUGGGAUACUGAGAAGGGCCGUGUUCUCGGAGGAACAGCGGAAGGAGCUGGAGAGAACGUUCCGGAGGCAGAAGUACAUCAGCAAGACGGACCGGAACAAGCUAGCAGCUAGCCUCAGUCUCAAGGAGUCACAGGUGAAGAUCUGGUUUCAAAACCGGCGGAUGAAGUGGAGGAACUGCAGGGAGAAGGAGGUGCACAACAGCCGCUCCCCCAUGGAUGAGCUUAUGAGCCGGGGUCUUUCCCAGGAGGUGGAGGUCGAACCAGCACCGGAGGUCCCCCCAUCAGACGGAUCCCAACCGCACAAGGCUGGCAGAGACACAGCCGUUAUAGUGCAUGGAAAAUCAUAUAGGGAACCGGUGACUCUGGCAGAUCGCUCAAGUCCACACUAA